GCCAAAUCGAUCGUUGAUGCGCACAGCGGCCUUCACAAUGCAGAAUGGUGAGGUUGUGCGUCGUUCAAUAUCACGCCAUUACGCUGAUGUAAGCGCACAAGAUGGUAACAUCUCUCACCUUCUCGUGUUCGUGUCCGAUGCCGAAAGAAAUGCCUUCCCCACGCUGUUUGCACUCUCUGAGAAUGACAUUGAGAGCAUCUGGUCAAACGUGUCAUCCUUCAUUGAACGUCAGAUGUUGUGCCAGAAGGGGGUACACAUUGCAAGGUUGGGGACCUUUACAUUCUCUGUCCAGAGAAGGGAUGUAGGCAGAAAGCACAAGCUGAUCCAAAGGCCUAUCUUUCUUCUGGCGGAGAAGUUCAAACUCUUCACUGGCCUGAAACAGAAGAUGGCCUCACCCUCAGCUGGAGAGGUGCCGGUGGUGCCGCUGAACUUCAGCGCCCUGUCGGUAGACAGCCCAUUCGAGCGUGACGUCGUGGAGCUUUGUGUGCGGGAGAGCCUGAUGCUGCUGAUGAGCAUGGUUGCAAAGCGUGCGGCCGUCCUGUUCAGCUUUCACGGCAUCGGCCUGCUGUCCUUUCGGCAGGGCCAUGUCCGCAUGAGGUUCGACCAAGACUUCCUCACAGCUCAAGACAGGGUGUGGGGUCUGGGCUACAAGAACAACAACAACAGUAGGGUAAGCAGCUACACAGCCCAUAAGUGCUGUCCAGACAGAGACCAUGAGCUGUCUCCACUCCAACCCAGCCGCUCCUCACUGGAUGUGAGGAACCAAACCUCCUCCUCCUCCUCCUCUUCCUCCUCAGAACACAAGGAAGAGGGUGGGAAUCGAGAAAGAAAGAAAGCUGACCACACUACUGGCCAGUGGGACAGAAGAGAGACUCUAAAGCUGGCCACAGUGAAAGGGAUAUGCCUGACCGAAGACCUGGAGGUCUCUCCACAAGAGCAAACAGAGAAUAGAUUGCAGCAGGGAGGAGAUGGUGAGGUCAAGGAGGACCAGGAGUUCCAUUUCUGUGAAGGCUACUGUCAGGACAUUGGGCAGGAGCUGUGCAACUUCUGUAGGGAGCGUGCUCAGAGGAACAUGUCGACUGAAAAUUUGACUGAGGAGAGGAGGUGGGUGAAGAAGGAGGAGGAGAGGCUCUUAAUGAUCAACCAGGAGAAGCUCAACCAGGAACAAAUGCACAGAGAGCAGGCUCAUGAGAAGCUGUUGAGGAGGAGGAACGAGCAAGAUGCUGAGUGUAACAUUGAGAUGGCGAAGGCCAGGGAGAGGGAGGCUCAGCGGCGUAUCAAGUAUCAUGGGUCAUACCUCUUCCCUGGGACCCCUCCCCUAGUCCGCUCCAUGGGACCCUACUGGACUCCCACCGCAACAGCAGGCUCAGACAUGGACCGGCUUGGUCAGAUGGAACUGGCUGACGAGAUCUCAGAGCAGAGGCAUCAGCAGCUGCAGAGGAAGGUCAGUGCUGUCAGGUGCUAUAAGAGGGCUCUGGACACCCAGUGCAACGGAGGCUGCACAGGCCUGGGCCGCACAACAAGGUCGCCUGCGGAGAGCCCGGGCUUUUGCCGGUACGAUGAAGUGCCCAGUGAGCUGGCAGAGCAGAAGCAGAGGGCACGAGAGCUGCGGCAGCACCAGAUCAACGCCGCCACCCUCAGGCGCCGGGACGAGCGCUUCAGCCGCAUCCUGGAGCAGAAGAGGGAGAUCGACAUGCUGAACAGGACGCGGCAGGAGAUGAGAGCAGAUCUUGUGACUCGUCAUAAGAAGCUGCGCGCCAUGAGAGGGACACUGGAGGAUCUCUGGGCUCGAACUGUCGAGGCCAAGAGGCUCCGAGAACAGGAGGAGAGGAGCUUCAUGAGGGCUGGUGGUCGUCUGGUGAUUGACCAGUGUACCGAGAACCAACGCUGUGGGCAGUGCCAGAGACGGCUCGGUUUCUGUGGAGGAACUAACUUGUGGAAGGAAUCCCGCUACAUCACUGGCUCCCGACUGAUGGUGUAGUU
Messenger RNA from Alosa alosa (allis shad), 1983 nucleotides. RefSeq names its product coiled-coil domain-containing protein 81-like. The record is from RefSeq and is a predicted model, not a curated record. The coding region runs from base 17 to 1981 and encodes 654 amino acids. NCBI's taxonomy places the organism in Eukaryota, Metazoa, Chordata, Actinopteri, Clupeiformes, Clupeidae. The transcript has 14 exons. Gene Ontology annotation, cellular component: centrosome.